This is a messenger RNA of Rotaria sordida, 927 nucleotides long. The record is from the annotation of a GenBank genome assembly. Lineage: Eukaryota; Metazoa; Rotifera; Eurotatoria; Philodinida; Philodinidae.
AUGUCUACAGCAGAACUUCGAUAUGCAAAUCAAUUUGAAAUAAUUCGUAGUGAAGAAAAAGAUCGUUAUAUGAUAAGUCAAUUAUCACAACAAUUAAAUGAACUUUAUACAAAAUUAUUUGGUUUAAAUAAUUUUCAUAUUUAUCAACCAUAUAUACAACGUUUAAGUGGAUUUUUAUAUUAUUUAACAACAACAUUAUCAAAUCGACAAACAAUUGGUGAAGAAUAUAUUUGUUUAAUACAAUAUGAUCCUAUUAAAAAACAAAUACCAUCAAUAAUUCGUCGUUUAUUAAUGAUUUUUUUUCGAAUAUUUGGUGAUUUAAUAUCAAAAUAUAUUCUUACAUCAUUUAUUAUUCGUCCAAUAGCUGAAGAUUUUUUUCAUCCAAAAUUAUCAUUAGAAACAAUUGAACUUAUUUCUCGUUUUUUAAUAACAUUUAUUGAACGAAUACAUAAAAUAUUUUUUUAUUUAACUGGUUAUUAUUAUAAUAUAAGUAAAAUUUUAACACGUAUUCGAUAUCUUAUUUAUACACGUUCAACAUCUGAUAGUAUAUUAAUACAAACAAAAUUUAAUCAUACAAUAAAAUUUCUUAGUUUAUGUCUUUGUAUUCAACAUAUUAUUGAAUCUUAUACAUUAUUAAAACAAAUUGCUUUAUCCAUAAAUCAACAUCGUCAUCAAUUAAAUUUAAUAGCUGAAGAAGAAAAACAAAAACAAACAAAAAUUAUAUCAGAAGAUAUAACAUCUUCAACAGAUUAUGUUCGAUGUCCAUUAUGUUAUGAAUUAGCUAUAUCAAAUGUUGCACUUGUACCUGAAUGUGGUCAUGUUUUUUGUUGGCAAUGUAUUCAUACAUGGGUUGUUGAUAAUCAAACAUGUCCAUUAUGUAAAACAAAUACUAUGCAAUCUCGUAUUGUUCAUUUGAUUAAUUAUUGA